AUGGACACUCGAUGCUGGUUUAUAAUUUUUAUACUAUCGCAAUUUCACAGUCUGUAUCGUCGAAAAUUCUUUGCCAACGGAGAUAGCUUUGCUUCUAUAGCGCAAAUGAAACAAAUCGUCGAUUUGGAGAUGAAGUUAGGUCAAAGCCUGGAGAGAUUUGUCGAGUUAGAGAAGAGUCGAUUGGAAAAAGUAAAACAAUUUUCUAAAAGUGUCAAGGAAGCCAUGAAUCAAGUUCAAUUAGAAGGACCAAAAUCUCUCGAGAAUCCUGCGACAUCUUAUGCUGUGAUCAAAAGAUUUGCGAACGGAUGGACGGAGCUUGGAAAUUUUUUAGAGAAGGACUAUUCCAGCGGUAAGGAUAAUCAUUACACGAUAAGACCUAAUUGCUUCUCUGUUAAGUGUCAAUGGGAAAACAUUGUUUGGGUUGGUAGUUUUGGGUUAGAUUUAGGUCGUCAUGACCAAACGGGACUAACCUGAAUUUCAACUGAAAAGGAAUUGCAAAUUUUCAUUUCUCUCCGUCUCUGAUUUUAGCAGGAAGAGCUGCGGUCGCAUUGUUUAUACUAACAAACAAUAAAUACAAAUCGUGAUACAAGCACGCGGCGGACAAAUCAGAAAACUUCGCGAUAUAAUUAAAGCAAUCAGAAAAAAUAUUCUGAAUCGUUUAAGGCGUUUGUAAGAGACUUUUUUUUUUGUUCUUGACAAGAUCAUCAUUUACCAGAUCAGAUUUCCACGUUUUUUUAUUAAGAGGUUUUCAGUUGCGGCCUGAUAGUUAUCAGCUUUGAAUAUUUUUUGUUCAAAGCCGAUAUCCUGCCGUGAAAAUUCAGUCUUAUAGAUACUUUCCAUCAAUGUAAAGCAAAUCAACGCGGAAAUGAAAUGAACCAAUGAGAGUAGAAGGGCGGCGACUGACGACGUUUACUCAGCGCACUCUGUCAUUGGGUUAAGGAGACUUACGUCACCAUCUCAAUAAAUGUAGUGACCAGUUUGAAGAUCGCUAAAAUCCAUGAGUGUAACUUGCGAUUGAAGUAGCAAAGCUUUGACCUAUCACAUCUCUACCACAGAUUUACAAAAUCUACUAAAGUCAAACAAAUGGCAGUUUCCAACUCACAAUGAAGAUCUUCUGGGUGCCAUGGCGGCUAUGUUUCGGCUCCAAGAUACCUAUAAUAUAUCUGCAGUUGACAUGGCUGAUAAUAACAUAAUAGGUGAGCGACGUAGAGGCCUUUCACAAAUUAAUGAAUUGAUUUUGUGGAUCAAUGUCAGUAUCUUAGCCACUGCGCACUUACCCCUCCCCCUAACACGACAUCAACCGUUAUUUCUUAUCAGUUGACUGUUUUGGGUCAGGGGUACGCAGUUAUUCAGAUACUGACAUCGAUCUACUUUUGUGUUUUCUCCAAGAGACCAGGUGAACUGAUAUUUAGUGCUCUGACUCCGUCGAACUUCAGCAGAAUUUCAUUUUUUUGUGUUCUUGAGCAAGACACUAAACUCUCUCCACGUACAUGUAAAUAGUAUAAAGUACUGGAGAACUGACAAGAAACCUUAACGACUCGCCGAAGGGGAGGUUGGAUGGGGUCUCGAAGGACUAAGAUCCCAUCGUUGCAGGUGGGGCAGCAAUGCCUGAAGUCGCCUCAAGCCACACCCUGAUAAGGAUGGGUCCCGGGAAGCAUAUGAAAGUUUUCAGGGUUUUACUCUCUCUCCUCUGCACGAUUCACUUUCGAUUCUGCUACAGUUCAGCAGCAUUUUAUCACACCAGGUUUGCUUUCAUGUAUCAUCUUCUAGGUUGCGGAGCCGCUCCAAAGCUUUUAGCCGAAGACUGUUUCGAUCUUGGAACUGUGGCGUAUCAAGCCGGUCGAUACACACAGGCAAGAGACUGGCUUAGAUUAGCAGAAACGUUCAUACGUGAAGGAAGACAUGAUGGGGCAGUGAAUCGAACUGAAGUGUUAGAAUACCUGGCAUGGAUCGAAUACGUUGUAAGUUCAUUUAACUCAACAUUUUCUCUGUAAUAUUUUGGUGAUAUCAAGCUUUAUGUAAGAGUUAGAACAAGAGCGGUUAUCCUCUCUAAGUUUAAGGGUAUACUUAAGGAAUUGAUCAUUAUUCAUCACCUGGGAGGAGGGAGAGAGGAAAUUUUGGAUGAUUCAUCAUAAAAUUUACCUGAUCCCAAUAUCCUCAUGCCCCCCCCCCCCACCCCCCCCCUCAUUGGUAUACAAUUUUUUUUAUACCCCGCUUUUUUUACUCUGUUGGCGACCACUGCUUCUCCCAUCGUUCCCUCUGUAAUCCAUGUGAUCCCCAAAAAUCUCCCUCCCCCCUCAGGCGAUAGAUAGUGAAAGAUCCCUUACUGAAAAGGAGCGAAAAGUAUAACCUACAGUCAGUUUUCCCUUUAGCGCUCUCAACCUUGUUUUUAGGUUUUUUACUGCUGAGAAGUCCAAUGAGAUUCCCUUUGCAUUUCAGAGUAUUUGUUUUUAAAGCAUCUCUUCCAGGAAUACCUUUAUAUUGAUGUGUAUAUAGGAGAAAUGGUUGCAGAAAAACUGGAAACGUGUUGUGGUUAUGUACCCAGACCUUCUGUAUCAACCUGUUAAUAUCUGACCUCACCUAAGACAUUCGACUACAAAGAAACUAAAUUGAUGUUUGAUUUUUUUUUUUUAAUUUAUUUUUAUACAGAAAGGAAAUCCCGAGCGAGCACUCAAUCUUACCUUGGAAAUACUGCAAUUUGGUAAGUCUUGAUCAAUUUUGGAGCUCAUGAGUGAAUUUUUUUAACAUCAUUUUCAUUUUUAAAUCUUUCGCGCAUUUUCGCUUAGUUCCUCAUAACAAACAGGCGAAGGAAAAUGUCAUGCACUACAGGGAGAUGGUGGAACAAGGAACACGUGAUACACAUGACCAAAUAAAGGCAAAAGAGGAAGAAAUCAACACGAAGACGUUCAAAAGUGGGAAGUACGCGACUUUGUGCAGGGGUGAUACGAGUCAGGUACCAGUCAUUUUGGGUUUAUGUCGCAGAAUUGGAAAGGUUUUUCAGACACACUCUGAAUUCACUCAAUAUCUCUCUUCAUCACAUCUAAGCUGCCGGGUCAACAUCACUGAGGCUAUACGUGAUGGGAAGUAGGCCAGUAGGAAUAUUUUUCGCCAUAUUCUUUUUAAACGUAAAGCGGUUUCUUUGGGAAAACAAGUCUUCUCUUAGAUUUUAAACACCUUUGCUUGAACGUCUUUAGGCUCUCCUCCCUGUUCGCCGCCCGCCGGCCCCUCCCCCCUUCCGUGAUACUAGGGCACUCCUCCUUAGAUUGCGUCGUUUCUUAACUUAGAGUACUCCUCAAGGAGAUCUUCAAUGCUGGUAUCACGGAAAGAAGAGUCCAUUACUCGUACUUAGACCAAUCAAAGUGGAAAUGAUUUGGCGCAAGCCUGAGUUGUUAAUCUUCAGAGAUCUUUUAAGUACGAAAGAAGCUGAAAGAAUCAAAGAGAUAGCCACACCCAUGGUACGUUACAUAAGAGUAGUUCUAUUGCUACAUCAUUCUUUUUAUACAAUAUUAUACCGGUUUAUCGCCGGAUUGAGAUGUGAAAAUCUGAUAAAAGUAAUAAAUUUGAAUGCAGAUAAAUCAAUACAGCCUUUGAUUAAUGCAAACUACUCCAAAUGAUGGGGUGAAAUCCAUGAAAUCCGGCUGCUUAUUCAAGCAACACAGUCAUCUCCCCUUUAUACAAAGGUGACUCACAAAUUACUUGUUACCCUUAAAUUUGCAGCUUCAAAGAGCCACUGUGUUUAACAGACAAACAGGAAAGCUAGAAAACGCGGAUUAUAGAGUAAGCAAAAGGUAGCCAUUUCUGAAUGAGGAAAUGACUUACGUUACGUAGUCUGAUCUUUGUCACACAACGACAAUGAUCAUCAAUAAGAAUCGUUUAAAUAUCGGAUGCUAAAUCGACCGUUAUCCAUUUAAAAGGCUUCUGUGCGCUCAGGUUAAGUUCUUAGAUUCGAGAGGUACGAUUUAACAGGGAAAACCUCAUUGCUCAUCAAACAAAUGUGAACAAUUCAUGAUCUCUUGUGAUCACUUAUUGAAGCCGAUCUGGAAUCUCUCAGGCAGAAAGAACUAGCGGAGUUAUAUAAAGUCAGGAAGUGAUGGGCUCCUGAUAAAGUCCAAUGUUUUUUGUAAUAACAGUGCUUGGCUGGAAAGUUGGGACGAUGAAGUCGUUGCAACAGUUAAUAGAAGAAUUGGUGCCGCAACAGGUCUGGAAAUGGACACAGCGGAACCAUUACAGGUAUCAACCCCAGUGUUAUGUGAGAGAUACGAACCCCCUGAAAACUGUUAGCUAAGAUAAAAUUAGGUGUGUAAUUAGUAUUUGGCCUAGGGAUAUCCCGAGAAACUCGACGAAAAAUAUCAAUUUCCAAUUUCUCUGAUGAUUAACUUGAUAUAUAUAUAUAUAUUUGAAGAUUGGUUCUUAGGUUUGUGUUGUAUUGUACUUAGGUUUGUGUUAGUAUUGUACUUAGGUUUGUGUUAGUAUUGUACUUAGGUUUGUGUUAGUAUUGUACUUAGGUUUGUGUUGUAUUGUACUUAGGUUUGUGUUAGUAUUGUACUUAGGUUUGUGUUAGUAUUGUACUUAGGUUUGUGUUGUAUUGUACUUAGGUUUGUGUUAGUAUUGUACUUAGGUUUGUGUUGUAUUGUACUUAGGUUUGUGUUAGUAUAUAAGGAUGAACUGGGAACACUGAAGGGCGCAAAGGUUCAAUUGUUUGUUAAACCCGGAGCUGUACCCAAAUUUCAUAAGUCUAGACCAGUGCCACAUGCAAUUAAGGGGGUUAUUGAGUAAGAGCUUGAUCGACUAGAGAAUAUGGGAGUGUUAGAGAAAGUUCGUUUCUCUAACUGGGCAGCGCCCAUAGUGCCCGUAGUUAAACCAGAUGGGGGCGUAAGGAUUUGUGGGGACUACAAAGUGACAGUUAACUCGACUUUGAAGGUAGACCAACAUCCGCUUCCAAAUCCAGAGGAGUUAUUCGUUGCUUUGAGCGGCGGAGAAAAAUUUUCGAAGCUAGAUUUAUCGCGCGCCUAUCAGCAAAUAUUGCUGGAAGAAAACUCGAGGGAGUUUGUAACAAUCAAUACCCACAAGGGACUAUAUAGACCUACUAGACUACCUUUUGGCGUUUCCAGCGCGAGUGCAAUUUUCCAGUCUUAGAUUGAGCAAGUAUUGCAAGCAAUAUCAAUGGUCGUUUGCCGAGUGGAUGAUAUUUUAAUAUCAGGCAAAAACGAUCAAGAGCACAUCAGUAAUCUCAACGAGGUGUUGACGAGGCUGAAAAACGCAGGCUUAAGAUUGAAGCUAAGUUAAUGUAAAUUCAUGCAACCAUCAGUUGAGUAUCUAGGAUAAGGAGUCGAUGCAAGCGGGUUGCACGCGAUUGAGAAGAAAGUUCAGGCAAUUCGUGACGCGCCAGCUCCUGAAAAUCAGCAGCAACUUCGAUCAUUUCUUGGGAUGGUUAACUAUUAUUCAAAAUUCAUAAGCAAUUAUUCAAUGGUAACGCAUCCAUUGAAUGAACUAUUGCGUGACGGGAUUAAAUGGAAGUGGUCGAAAUCGGAAGAGAACGCAUUCGCAAAGCUUAAAGAGAAAUUAGCGAAAGCCCCAGUUUUGGUGCAUUAUCAGAAUAAUUUACCUCUUAAGAUACUGACGCAUCGCAAUAUGGUGUAGGAGCGGUAAUUUCACACGUGUUUCCGAACGGCGAGGAGAAACCAAUCGCACUCGCUUCGCGCACGUUGAACAAGAGUGAGAGAAAUUAUGCGCAAAUCGAGAAAGAAGCCCUUAGUAUAAUCUCUGGAAUUAAGAAAUUUCAUCAAUAUCUAUACGGACGCAAAUUUUUGUUGGUAACCGAUCACAAGCCUUUAGUGACGUUGCUAGGUCCGAAAAGCGAUAUUCCAACUCUAGCUGCCGCGAGACUGCAGAGAUGGGCAAUCUUGUUGUCGGCAUAUCAGUACGAGAUCGAGUAUCGUUCAACGCUGAAACACGCGAACGCAGACUGUUUAAGCCGAUUGCCGUUGCCCGUUGGAAGCAAAUCAGAGGAAUUCGAUGAAGUUAAGUUGAUAAAUUCCUUACAAAUUGGAUCUUUGCCAUUAACCGCGGGUCAGAUUCGAAAGGCUACACGUGCGGAUCCUGUGUUGUCCCAUAGUUAGUAGAGUAGUUAGUCUCCUCUACUAACUAUGGUUGUCCAGAGUAGUUGAGUAUACAAUGACAGGAUAGACCGAUGACGAAAAUCCGACUAUUCAAACGUAUUAUCAGCGACGGAAUGAACUCACUGUAGAAGACGGUUGUUUGUUGUUGGGAAUUCGCGUUAUAAUUCCGGGUUCGUUGCGAGAACGAGUUUUGCAGGAGUUGCAUGAAGGGCAUCCUGGAAUUGUGCGAUUGAAGUCACUCGCACGACUCCAUGUUAAGUGGCCCAAAUUAGAUCAAUCAAUCGCUUCCGUUGUACGCGAUUGCGCUGAGUGCCAAUCAAAUCGCAAAUCGCACCACUGCAUCCGUGGGAUUGGCCAGACACGCCCUGGCAGAGAAUUCACAUCGAUUUCGCCGGUCCAUUCGUGAAUAAGAUGUUUCUUGUAGUGGUCGAUAGUCACUCCAAAUGGCUAGAAGUGGAAAUAAUGCCUAGCGUGACCAGUGAGUCAACGAUCGAGAAACUGAGAAAUAUGCUUGCUCGAUACGGUGUACCGAUGCAAUUAGUGAGCGACAAUAGUCCACAGUUUACUUCGCGAGAAUUCGCAGAUUUUAUGAAACAAAAUGGAAUAAAACACACGCUGAAGGAAGUUCGUCAAUAACGCAGAGCUUGGCGAGAUUUCUAUAUUAUUGUAAGUAUAUCCUGUAAGUAGGGAGUUGAAUAAAGAAGUUGAAUGAAGCAACUUGCCUCGUGUAGUUUUAGUCGUUAAGAACACGACACUUUGACCGACUUAUUCCUUAUACAUGUCGACCUUCUACGCGAUUGUAGAUGAUGAUAUGCUUCGUUUUUUUCAUUUAGAUUGCAAAUUACGGAAUGGCAGGACAGUACGAAUUUCAUCAUGACUUUGGAGUAAGUACUGAUCACCAUAAUAUUUAAUAACAAAUAAAAAAGAGAAGUUUUUUUCUCGUACAGCCUAAAGUGGAAGAGAGUCUAGACAUUUCGACACUAGACUACAAAGGUCUUCUGGGGAUAAGGUACAAGAAGAUUCUCAAAAUGAACACUGAAAAUAAGUCUUUAUCUGCUUGCCUCCUAUUUUUUUCUCCAGGAUCCAGGUUCGCCUUUGGACUUGUCAUCGAAUGGAAAUCGCGUCGCUACUGUGCUCAUUUAUGUAAGAAUCUAUUCUUAUUUCAAAAUGAAAUUCAUGUUCUCCGUCACCUUAUUUUUCAGUAUUACCUUAAAUCGCGUAUCUCAUAUGCAUGAACAACUGUUGAACGAGUCGUCGACAUUUCGAACGCUACACUACUGAUCUUUUCUAGACGAGGAAUAAGGAUUUCAAUGACUUCUAACGUAAGAAUAUUAAACUUCCUGACCUUAUUUUCAUCCUUUUUUCCUUUUCAACUUUCUUGAAAUGCAGUUGAAUGACGUCAGCAGGGGAGGUUACACAGUUUUUACGCGAGCGAAGACUUAUAUCAGCCCGACAAUGGUGAGGAAUUAAACACGAACGACAAUUUUCUCCUUAAAAGAAAUCUUUCAUCUCUUUGCAAGUAAUUUGUAUCUGUUGGCUUAUAGGGAGACGCAGCGUUUUGGUACAAUCUUAAACGAUCAGGAGAGGGUGAUUAUGAAACGGAGCAUGCAGCCUGUCCAGUCCUCUGUGGAAAUAAAUGGGGUGAGUCUUUAGGGGCACUGGUGCCAGGUACCUAAUUCUAGAUUGGGUGGUUUUAAGUCCGUAAGCGGUUCCAAGUAGUUUGGGCUUCUUGUAAAUGACGGCCGGUUUCAAAGAACUGUUCUAAAGAAAUAGUUUGAAAAAGAGACAAGUGACAGGUGAACGCAUACAAUUGUCCGAAAGUAUGAGAAAAUGAUUAUCAUUAUCCCAGCCGAACUUCCUUUUAACUGUUCCCUAAUCUUCCCCAAAUUGCACAGCGAGAUUUAUUCAAAGAGGUCAAAACCUGAGGGUGAAACUCACUCACCACUUUCAGCUCACCCAAAAAAACUCACCCCUCACCCCUACCCCCUCCUCCAACGUUCACCCCUCAAAUCUUCUCAGUCCACUCCUAUCCAGUAACACUCAGUUCUUGGACAACAUGGUCUUCCUUGUGAUUCUUAAAGACUCUAUGUUAAUCUGGGUAUAUAAUUCUGAUCAAAAUAUGUUUUGGUUGUCUAAUAGCGAUGUUUUUCCUCGUUUCCUCUUUAGUGGCCAACAAAUGGUUACAUAUUCGAGGACAGGAAUUCCGCCGCAAAUGCAGUCUUAACUCCAAAGAAUGAGGAAAAACUCUGAUUACAACUGAAGCUUUGUUUUUGUGGUGGUCCUUUUUGAAUCCCGACCCAUUUGGUCUAAAUGACUUCUCGCCGUAGGAAGUAAAUUGCAUGAGGAAAUAAGCAAAUUGAAAUCACAGAUAAGUUCUCAUUGGUCCAUACAUCAAGAAAUUGCCACUCGGUAACUAAAUGAGUGAAACAAAACAAGCUUAUGACUUCCGCUGGAUUAAUUACAUCAGCACGUGCACGUAAAUCCAUAAUCACUUACUUAUUUAAUACGGCCACAGUGACAUAUAUUGUAAAUGAUAUCACUGUUUUUAAACGCAC
Molecule: messenger RNA, 8674 nt
Organism: Pocillopora meandrina
Lineage: Eukaryota; Metazoa; Cnidaria; Anthozoa; Scleractinia; Pocilloporidae
Source: the annotation of a GenBank genome assembly